GUCUCGGGAAUUGCUGUGAAGUUUACUGAACUAUUUAGGCUCUUAUUUUGUUUUUGUCUCGUGUAGCAAAUCGGCUUUUUAGGGAGGUGUAUUUUAAUCUCGGCCGUGUUUGCCUCUAUUUGACAAGUCAGCAACACGUGGGAUUGAGGAACAAAACCAAACUUCGUUUAAACUUCAACAAAACGUAUUCAAGAGAGUUCUGGGAACUUCCUUUCUCUUUUUCAAAAAAAAGAUUGGAUGUAUCCAAUGAGACGUGCAAUGCAGGAGAUACUACCUGGCUUGUACUUGGGGCCGUAUUCUGCUGCUAUGAAAAGUAAGCUCCCAAUUCUUGAGGAAAAUGGAAUAACUCACAUAAUAUGUGUACGGCAGGAUAUUGAGGCAAACUUCAUCAAGGCAAAUUUUCAAGAGAAAUUUAGGUAUUUAGUUUUGGAUAUUGCUGAUAAUCCAGUGGAGAAUAUAAUACGAUAUUUCCCUGUGACAAAAGAAUUCAUUGAUGGAUGCUUGGAAAAUGGAGGAAAGGUUCUUUUACAUGGAAAUGCAGGUAUUUCUCGAAGUGCAGCCUUGGUGAUAGCAUAUAUUAUGGAAACAUUUGGUGUUAAGUAUAGGUAAGCUAUG
Rhincodon typus (whale shark) is the source of this 615-nucleotide messenger RNA. RefSeq names its product serine/threonine/tyrosine interacting protein (gene styx). The transcript is spliced from 8 exons. Bases 238 to 609 code for a protein of 123 amino acids. Lineage: Eukaryota; Metazoa; Chordata; Chondrichthyes; Orectolobiformes; Rhincodontidae. Gene Ontology annotation, cellular component: nucleoplasm; cytoplasm. The record is from RefSeq and is a predicted model, not a curated record. Gene Ontology annotation, molecular function: protein tyrosine/serine/threonine phosphatase activity; F-box domain binding. Gene Ontology annotation, biological process: regulation of ERK1 and ERK2 cascade; negative regulation of SCF-dependent proteasomal ubiquitin-dependent catabolic process; negative regulation of protein binding.